AUGGCAUGCAAGGCCCCGGCGACCCGCAGCUCCACGCCCGCCGUCUCCUUCCCGUCCGCAGCGGGAACAAAGCUUCAAGCCUCGGAACUUCGCCGGCAGGAAGCAGAGAGCCUUCUGACAGGGAAUCUCAAGGAAGGGCGAGAAUCCACGGAUGUCUCCGAAUUGACGGACACCGCCGAUUCCACAAACCUCGCUGCAGAGACGCGCACGUCGCAGCGUGUUACCAGAGCAGGCCUGCCGGCGCAGGAGACCACACGAACUUCCAGGGGAGACGUAACUCCAGGGAGAAAAGAACAGGAGGCUCUUCGCGAAGGAAGAGAAGGGUACGAAGGAGGGAGCGAGUUGAGGGCGAGAGGGACAGAGAUCGGCGGGGGGAGACAAAACGGAGAGACAGGGAGCGAGGAACGUUAUCUGGCGAGGUCGAGGGGGGCUGGGAGCAAGAAACCAAGGGGAGCAGCCGGUGAGCAGGAGACGGUUUCUUUGUUGUCCAUCGCACCCGGGAAGGUGGAAGGAACCGCAGUUGGGAGAAGGCCGAAACGAAAGGCCGAGCAGCCUUCAAAUUCACCGGCUGCUGCCUCUGAGAUUGCUACUGCUCCGGCCAGUGUCUUUUGGACCCGUGAGUCGGAUGAGGCCGAAGCGUUGCUCGCCAGCGCGUCCGCGCCUGAUUCGGCAGCACCGUCUUCGCAUUCGUCUCCUGCAGCUGUGGACACAGGCGGGACGGAUUCAUGGCCUAUGGCCACCACUGCGAGAGAGCAAGAGGACGAAAGGGGAGAGGCAAACGGGGGAGAGAACAAACACGGAAAGCGGAGCAAAGCAGAGGGAGAAGAUGUGCCGGAAGUGCAGGGUGGAGAGAGAGUGAGGACCGAGGAGGCGCCGACCUUUUUGCGAGAAGGGAAAGAAGUUUUUGAGGAGUUGAGAAGGCACGAGUGGGAGACUCAGCGAGACCGGGGCUUCUCUGCGGAGCCUUCACCUCCGUUCUUGUCUUCGGCUUCUUUGCUUUUCCCUCCUUUUUCCUCGUCGGUGUCGGACUCGCUUUCUCCGCUCUCGUAUGCAGCGCCGCCUUCCGCCUUUUCCCCUGCAUUUUCUUCACCUUCGCUCGGGGACCCGCUACGCGGCGUUCUUUCGCUGGAGGCUCCUGCUCAGCCUGUCGCCGGGGAGAGUCCGUUACCAGAUCGCGCUCUUCUCUCGUCUGCCUUUUGGGCGCAGGCGGGGCGAGCGCGGCCGACGGUGAUUGUCCUGGGAACGUUCGACGAACCAGUGGAACGAGCGGAACAGAAGCGCGACCGCACUAGCGGAACCGAGGAGAAGGAGACAGCCAGCAGCCGAGAAGAGGGGCGAGAAGAACGCGCGCCGACAGGGGAGAGAGAGACAGACUCGAAAAGAGGAGAGGCAAAGAGAGACCCGCUGGCGACACCGCGAGCAAAACUGCAUGCGAGGAAGCAUCGGCCUUUGGAGAGUUCAGGCGGGCGAGACGAGCAGCCGGCGACGCAGUCGGGGAGAGCUGGAGACGAGGGAGAGACAGGGGCAAGGGAGAAAGAGGAGAGAGGCAGAGAAGAGCUUGAAGGCCGGGGGGUACCAGAGGGAGAAAUGCUGCGAGAAGUGAGAAGCGAUGAGCGGGAGAGCGAAGCCGUUCCUGCUUCUCAGCCAAGAGCGCCGGAGACGCGCGGUUUGGUGCCCACAGGGACAGGCAAAAGGGACGAGAAGAGAGAGAGAAAGGAGAGGGAAGAAAAGAGAAGGAGCAACGAAGCGAAGGAGGGGAAAGAGACGGAAGCGAGUGAAGGCCGGAGAAGGACAGAAGACGCAUAUGGCGUGCUGCCUUCUCAACUGAAGAGGCGCGAGAAAGGCCAAGAGAUCAUCUGGGCCGGAGACAGAGGCGAGACACUCGAGGCCGAGCAGGGGAACGGAGGGCAGAACGCAACAGCAAAGGAGCAAGACGCAGGAGGAGAGGGUGAAGGAAAGACAGAGGAAAGAGGGAAAAGAGAAGAAAGAAGAGGAGUGUUGCCUGCCGACGAAGGACGAAAAGGAGCAAGUCAAGCGAUCACAAGGCGAGAAAGAAGAGAGGAAGGAGAAAAGGAACAGGAAAUCGGAGGGGCGGAGAAAGCGAAGGUCGAAAAAGACGAGAAAGCAGGGGAAGCGGCAACGCAAGGUCAGGAAAAAGAAGACAAGAUGAGAGAGAGAGAAAAUGGAGCGACAGGGAAACAAGGAAAAGAGGAAGAAGAAAAGAACCACCAGACAGAUGACGCGGAUGGGACGGAGAAUAGGCGGAAAGCGACAGACACCAUGGAGAAGAAGGUUGAAUGGGAUAAAGGCGAGAAAAAGGAGAACAAGGAUGAAGAGGAUGAGAGCAAGAAGAACGAGAACAAAGAGGAAGAGGAUGAAAGAAAGAAGAACGAGAACAAAGAGGAAGAGGAUGAAAGGAAGAAGAAGGGGAACAAGGAUGAAGAGGAUGAAAGGAAGAAGAAGGGGAACAAGGAUGAAGAGGGUGAGAGCAAGAAGAACGAGAACAAAGAGGAGGAGGAUGAGAGCAAGAAGAAGGAGAACAACGAGGAAGAGGAUGAGAGCAACGAGUUGGAGUCGAAGGAGGGAUUGAACGCUAAGAAGAAAGAUGAGGAAACGAAGAGUGUAGAGGACGGCGGCAAGGAGGGAGCAGAAGAUGAGACACAGGAGACCCGCGCUCCAGGGAAGAAGAGCGCCGCCGGUGAAACGGUGAAAGACACCAAAGAGAAGACGGAAGAGCGAAACCGAAACGACGCGUCGGACUCGACGGAAGACGCGGAAGCGUCGAGCGGGUUGGAGACGCAAGAGAAAGAGGGGGGCACAGAAACUUCGUCGCGGCGCGGCCCCAAGGCGCAAGCCGCAGAGAAGGAAGAGGCGAGUGAGGAGGGUGACUCUGUUUCGCCCCGCAAGAAGCCUUCUCGCUCUCGCACGUCGUCUGCUGGCAAGAACGCGAGAGACACAGGAGCGACUGUGACACCGGACGGCGUCAAGAUUUCGCCAAAGUUUGCCAUGGAGGCCAUUGAAGAUGAAGAAGACCUGUCUGUGCUCGCCUCGCUGAUAAAGGAAAACCCUCUUUUACAAGGCGACACUCUGUUGAAGCACGUGGCGAUGACAAUCUUCGCGCCCAUUGACGCCGCUGUCAACAGCCCGUACCUCGACUUUGACGACCUGCGAACCAUGAAAAAGACAAUUCCAAACGCGGAAGCCGUCGAAGAGAAAAUCGUGAUGAUGCACGUCGUGGCGCCUCGCAUUGUCGAGCCCAGCAGAAUCACAACAACCCCCCAGACGUUCGAGGCUAGAAACAAACAAAUCCUGACACUCUACCGCGUUCCAAAACCGUCCACGACAACGACCACGCCUUCGACAACGACUACGCCUUCGACAACGAGCUCGCCCUCGACAACCUCUGUCUCUCGGUCCACCUCGUCAGGGAAGGAGACGGAAAAGGAGGUCGCCGCCUCUAGUGCAUCUACGGCCUCCGAGGCUUCUCCAAAGGAGACCACAGCGCCAGACUCGCGUAUUUCGCCUCCUUCCCGCUCUUCCGCUUCGCGCUCUUCUUCUCGCUCUUCGUCGUCUUCUCCGAAUUCGGGAGAAGGACGCAGCGGGGCGCCUCCGAACGCGUCAGCCUUUGAGGAUUUGCGGGUCAUGGCGCACGGCCGUAUCGCUCGCGUUGUGGGGAUUGUCAAAGCCAAGCGCGGCUACAUUUACAAAAUCGACAAGUUCCUCGCCCCUCGGUGGAACCCCGGCCCGAACAUUGUCGACUUUAUUCGCAGUCGCGAUCGGUUCUCCAAAAGCAACUACUUCCUCGCCGCCACCCCUCCGGAAGUCGUUGAAGAGAUCAAAGUGGUGGGCCCCGUCACGUUGUUUAUGGUGCCGGAUUCGGGCUGGAUUUUUCCGAACGGCCAAAUCGUCCCGUAUUGCGUCUUCAACAGUCUCGCGCAGCCAUCGAAUCAGGCGUACGUCCAGGCGAUCAUUUCCUGGUUCGCAGUCCCGGGUAUCUGGAACAAAACGAUGAUUCAAAACGCCGACUGGCUUCCCGUCGUCGGAAACCCUCCCAAGCUAGCUGUCUCCCACGUCAAUAGCCUCGGCGACAUCGUACGCCCAAAAGUGUGCUCCCCGCGCAAGUCUUCCUCUUCUUCCUUUUCUUCUUCGAGUCAGAAGGCGCCCGAAGAGCGUGAGCGCGCGGCGGCUUUGAAGGCGUUCAGUGCGGCGCAGAAGGCGGAGGCGGAGAGGGAGGAAGGCAAGGCGAAAGGCGAAGGCGCUUCUCCCAGAGAAGAAGGGAGAAAAAAACCGGAGGGCUCUGCUGCAGAAGGCGGAAGAGGGCGGGCGGCGCGAGGCGUGCCGCGUCAAGGCGCCAACGAGAAAGAAAAGAACGCGGACAAUACAGCCGACGACGAGGACGCAGAAAGGGACCCAGAACGGGACGAAAAACCCGAACACGGGAAAAACGAGAAAAAACAAACCUCUUCUUCCUCUUCCUCGUCUUCUUCUUCCUCUUCCUCGUCUUCUUCCUCUUUGUCUUCCUCCUCUUCUUCCUCCUCUUCUUCAUCGUCGACGUCUACAAGGACUCCACAUCAGGCAUCGGGGCCGCCUCGAUCUGCGACCGCUUCUGCCUCAGCGUCUGCGUCGCCUAGGCACUUGUCGCCUUCUUCCGCUCCGUGGUGGGGGAGCAUUGUGGCCACAGUGCGGCGGCUGUCGAGUGUGUUGCUUGCGUCUUCUAGGGAGGAAUCGUCGUUUCUUGACGCUUUGCUCUCCUCCUCGGAGGCUCACGAGGAGGCAGCGGGGAGGAGACGGGAUGCGCGCGGAGAAAGGACGGAGAGGCGAGGAGACAGAGACGCGGCAGAACGCAAAGAGAGACAAGAGGGGCGAAGACAAAGGGAAGGGGCUACGGGCUCAGGGAGAGGAGCUGAGGGUGGCGACGGCGAGUUAGGCGCGCAUGCGGAUCAAAAUGCAGAGGGAGAGAACCCAUGGAAGGGGGAUGUCGAAGAAGGGAAGGAUCGAGAAGAAAAGGAAGAAGGAAAGAAGAGACAGGAUGAGGAAGAAGAGACCGAACCCACCUUCUCUGGGAGAGAGAAGGAUCCUUUGGAUCGGGGAAAGCCUGGAGGAAGGAUGCUUAGCGCCGCAGUCGAAAGAGCAAACGACAGCCACCGGGCGAGACCCACGAACCCGGUUCUUCUCACCGAUGCGGAAGAGGAUCAGAAUCUUGCACGUAGAGCCUUCUCGUCAGGCUCACCCUCUUCGUUGCCUGCAGUUUCGUCUCCUUCAGAUGACGUAUCUUCUACGCUUUCGGUUUCUGCACACUCGACUCCUCUGUCUCCCAUCUCUGCUACCGCUUCUUCGUUUACCACUGAACCUCCCUUCUCGUCCUCUGUUUCCGCGUCUUGGGGGCCUAGCUUUUCUUCCUCAGCUUCUUUUUCUGUUUCUUCUGCUCCUUCUCGCUCGACCUGCGACCAGCGCAAAGGCGACAGAGAGACGUGCGUGCUGACUGCGGAGUCGCGGGAAAGAUCUGGGUUUCUCCCUGCGCGAGAAGACUCUGCCGGCGAAAAGAAGGCCGCGAAGGGCGAAGAGGCGAGAGGCGGAGGAGAAAUCGGGGCGGAAACGACCGGCGAGGAAAAGAACGAGGCAGAGAAGAAUGGACAAGAGAAAGGGGAAAAUAAAGACGAAGAACAUAAGUAUGGUGAGAAGCAACGCGGCGAGGGGGAAGGGGAAAGACAGGAAGAAAAGGGCGGGGACAAAACAAACAGUGAUGAGGAAGAUGAAGAGAGGCAGGAAGGGAACGGCAGAGGGGAGACGAGAACAGGAGAGGCGACGAGAGAAAAGGCGGAAGACGCGGAGAAGUCGAAGAACCAAGUGGAAGUUGAGAAAACAAGCGAGGCGAGCGACGAGCAGAGCGAGGAGAAGAAGACAGAGAAGGCCAAGGAGGAGGACCGUGGCGAGAAGCAGGAAGAGCAGAAGAAAGUAGAGAAGAGAGAGGACACGGCAAGCAGUGCGACAAAAGACGAGAAGGAAAAGGAGGAGAAGGACGAGAAGGAAAAGGAGAAGAAAGAAGACAAGGAAAAGGAGGAGAAAGAAGAGAAGGAAAAGGAGAAGAAGGAAGAGAAGGAAAAGGAGAAGAAGGAAGAGAAGGAAAAGGAGAAGAGGGAAGAAAAGGAAAAGGAGAAGAAGGAAGAGAAGGAAAACGAGAAGAAGGAAGAGAAGGAAAAGGAGAAGAAGGAAGAGAAGGAAAAGGAGAAGAAGGAAGAGAAGGAAAAGGAGAAGAGGGAAGAAAAGGAAAAGGAGAAGAAGGAAGAGAAGGAAAAGGAGAAGAAGGAAGAGAAGGAAAAGGAGAAGAAGGAAGAGAAGGAAAAGGAGAAGAAGGAAGAGAAGGAAAAGGAGAAGAAGGAAGAGAAGGAAAAGGAGAAGAAGGAAGAGAAGGAAAAGGAGAAGAGGGAAGAAAAGGAAAAGGAGAAGAAGGAAGAGAAGGAAAACGAGAAGAAGGAAGAGAAGGAAAAGGAGAAGAAGGAAGAGAAGGAAAAGGAGAAGAAGGAAGAGAAGGAAAAGGAGAAGAGGGAAGAAAAGGAAAAGGAGAAGAAGGAAGAGAAGGAAAAGGAGAAGAAGGAAGAGAAGGAAAAGGAGAAGAAGGAAGAGAAGGAAAAGGAGAAGAAGGAAGAGAAGGAAAAGGAGAAGAAGGAAGAGAAGGAGAAAGGGGGAGAAACGGAAUCCCCACCUGGCGGGCAGACAGGAGGGGUGCCAGGAACCGAGGCAAUGGAGUGCGUCGAGCCGGAAGACUUUUAUACGUUUAUUGAAGGAAGGGAAGUUAUUGAAUGGGACAUUCCGAUUUUCAACGGACUUGUUCACGUCUUAGCCGAAUCAGUGCUUCGUCCGGACAUAAAAAUAAUGGCGACGCAGCUUGCGCUCUGGCAGUGCACACACCAGUUCUGUUUCGAUUGCCCCAGACUCGGAGGCUUCUUUCUCCACUACAUCGACACAAAAGGCCUUCUCGCGGGACCGACUCCCUUCGACUUCGAAGCGCCUCCCACAGUACGCCCCGAAUGGGUUUGUCGGGGUUCGAAGGGCUACUUUCCUCCAGGGUGGACCAAGGCGUCGUGGAAAGCCUUCGUGGACGCGGCAGCUUCGCAGCCUCCGCGCGGGUCUCCCAAGGCAGCUUCGGCGGCGCGGAACGUCCAGCGCUUGGCGAACGAAGGCGCGAAGAAGGCAGCAGAAAACAAGCGGAAAAUCGAAGAGCGAUACGCAGAAAUACGGCGACAAGCAGCCGAGGCGUAUUUGCGGUAUAACGAGCUCGAGGCUGUGGAGGAAAAGACCUAUCUGCCUGGGUUCUACAAAAUGAAGAAAAGUUAUUACGACAAGCACUUGCAAUGCGCGGGCGACGAGCUCGGCCACAAAGUGGCGGAACACUUUACAGAGAGGGAUCUGAAGUUCGUUCUUCCCUGGAAAUGA
Molecule: messenger RNA, 7434 nt
Organism: Neospora caninum
Lineage: Eukaryota; Apicomplexa; Conoidasida; Eucoccidiorida; Sarcocystidae
Exons: 7
Coding region: 1-7434 (2477 amino acids)
Source: RefSeq, a predicted model, not a curated record